Molecule: messenger RNA, 780 nt
Organism: Penicillium atrosanguineum
Lineage: Eukaryota; Fungi; Ascomycota; Eurotiomycetes; Eurotiales; Aspergillaceae
Product: putative G-patch domain protein
Exons: 1
Coding region: 1-780 (259 amino acids)
Molecular function (GO): nucleic acid binding
Source: RefSeq, a predicted model, not a curated record
AUGUCGGACGACGAGGACUAUUUCCUUCCGUUAGAAGACCAGCGGGUCUUUGGCGCGGGUAUUAAGCGUAAACGUGUGCCGUUUGUACGCUCGUCGGAGCACGAGUUGAGCACGACGAGACCCGCUUCUACUCCUGCUACGAACAUCGCCGAUACCUACCUCUCUAUUGUUCUCAAGAAGACCGCCGGGGACGUCGCGGAGAAUUUAAAAGAGGAUGAUUCGAGUACGUCAAGAAGUGAAUCAAGAAGUGCUUCGAAGGAACAGACGCCUCCUGCUCGCACAACACACUCUGCGCCUCCAGUAGCAGAAGCAGUCGCUCCACCUCCAAACGAUCACUGCGAGAUAUGCCACCUCCCACUCUCCUCCGAACCGGGCAUCGACUCAAAUAUACGUCCUCACGAAGCCUCCUUGGCCCAUCAAGUCUGCCUUAAUCACUCCCACCCCCCAUCGCACCUAGACCGCACCCGCACAGGCUUGCGCUAUCUUUCCACCUACGGCUGGAACCCCGACAGCCGGCUUGGUCUCGGCGCAUCAGGCAGAGAGGGUAUCCGAGAACCACUCAAAGGCCGUAUCAAAAACGACAAAGCCGGCCUAGGCUCCGGAUUAGACAAAGACGGAGAUCGAUUACCAGCACCGUUGCCACCACCGAAGAAAAUACAGAAGCUAAACGCCAAGCAAGCGCGGAAAGGUGCCGACGAGGCGAGGAAGCGAGGUGACAAGCUGAGGAAUAUGUUCUUUCAGAAUGACGAGGUACUGAAGUAUCUCGGCGAAAAUGCUUGA